CUUGGUUUCCGCUGCUACAUGUAAACAAAGCGCAGUUAGCUUCGGAGGAUCCGGGGAAGAGGACUGGGCUGGAAUCAGAACCCAAACCGAAUCAGUGGAUCCGGACCUGAAGUUCCAAGGGAUGGAUUAAACCAGAACCGCCAUCAUGUCCAUGGAGGACCCGUUCUUCGUCGUUAAAGGGGAGGUGGAGAAGGCGGUGCAUGCCGCCCAGAGCCUCCAUCACCGCUGGAGCGAGCUCCUGCAGGAAGGGGGCGGAGCCUCUAAGGAGGAGGUGGACUGGACGACCAAUGAGCUGCGGAACAGCCUCCGCUCCAUUGAGUGGGACCUGGAGGACCUAGACGAGACCAUCAGCAUCGUGGAGUCCAACCCGAAGAAGUUCAACCUGGAUGCUGCCGAGCUGACAAAGAGGAAGGCCUUCAUCAUCUCCACGCGUCGCACCGUGAAGGAGAUGAAGGAACAGAUGUCAAGUCCUGCCGCUGGUUCCGACAGACACACCAAGCCGGUUCUGCUGGGUGAAACUCGGGGUCCCAUCUGGCAGCCCGGUUCUGAUAAAUACACUCCGCUGGACCGCCAGCUGCAGAACGCCAACUCCCAGUUCAUUGGCGAGCAGCAGAUGCAGCAGCAGCUGAUCGCAGAGAAACAGGAUGAACAGCUGGAGCUGGUGUCCGGAACCAUCGGCGUUCUGAAGAACAUGUCGGAGCGGAUCGGCAUGGAGCUGGACGAACAGGCCGUGAUGCUGGAUGACUUUGGACAUGAGAUGGACCACACUCAGUCCCGCCUGGACAACGUGAUGAAGAAACUGGCUAAAGUCUCACAUAUGACCAGCGAUCGCCGUCAGUGGUGUGCGAUUGGUGUGCUGCUCCUGAUCCUGCUGGUUGUCAUCAUCCUCUUCUUCAUCCUCUGACUGAAGCGCCGCAUCGACCCAAACGUCUCAUCUCAGUGUUCUGGACCUCAUAUGGACUGUAGUGUUCUGAACAUGACCCGUCUGAUCUCAACUCUUCCUGCUGCGAUUUGCUCUUUUGUUUUUGUUGUUUGGAUGUUUUUAUUUAAUACUCUGAAAGUAACUAAAAUAACUCUAAAAAUAACCAAUGUAACCAGUUUAACCAUUAUAACAGGUCAUUAUGGUCCUGAUGAGUUCAGUAGCAGAAAAUAGAUCAGCUGUUUUCAGUGUGAAACGGCUGACCUGUUUGGGCUUCUUUCUCUUCAGAACCUGCUUCCUGCUCUAAUCUGAUUGGUCUAAUAGUUCCUGACUGUGGCCCUCAGGGGCCACCGUCUUGCAGCCUGUAGACCCGAUCUGUUCUGAGCCCAAACGUCUGUUUCAUUUCCUGCUGGGUCACCAGUUUAAACUGGUAAAGCUCAGGUUACACUAAUGUUUUAGCUCUAACUGGUUAAUAAGGUGAAACUGGUUUAGAAAAACACUAAAUUAUGUUUUAAUGUUUUUGUUGACUGAAAACCUUUUCUGUUUUAUUUUAUUUUCUGUUUAUUUGAACAUUGUUGACCUGUGACCUCAUACAUGAUUUCAGUUAUUUAAGGUUGCUCAAACACACUUCAUGCUGCUCCUUCACAAUAAAAGCCACUCCCACAGUUAAGACUGCGUUUGUGUCAUGACUCUGAUUACCCACAUGUCUCCAGGAUAAAUGUGGACUAGUUAUAGAGCCACUUCAGCUCAGACUCCACUCAACUGAAGAUUUUAAAGGACCAUCUGACAUCGGACCAUCAAAGGACCAUCUGACUCUUAUUGUGAAGGAGUAACAGAAGUGUGAGCAGUUGAAUGAUGUGAUUUUUUCCAAGUAAUGAAACAUUUCAUUUCUGACUGUUCAUCUUAAUUAAAGGU
Messenger RNA from Cyprinodon variegatus (sheepshead minnow), 1834 nucleotides. RefSeq names its product syntaxin 6 (gene stx6). Lineage: Eukaryota; Metazoa; Chordata; Actinopteri; Cyprinodontiformes; Cyprinodontidae. Gene Ontology annotation, biological process: vesicle fusion; intracellular protein transport; Golgi vesicle transport. The record is from RefSeq and is a predicted model, not a curated record. The transcript is spliced from 8 exons. Gene Ontology annotation, cellular component: SNARE complex; synaptic vesicle membrane; endomembrane system. Gene Ontology annotation, molecular function: SNAP receptor activity; SNARE binding. Bases 146 to 904 code for a protein of 252 amino acids.